AUGAGACUUCUCCUCCUGGCCCUGCUGGGCAUCUGCUGUCUCUCCGCAUGCACUGUGGACGGUGUGGGCAGUGAAGUCCCUGAGAAGAGCGUCUGUGUGAGCCUGUCCACGCAGCGGCUGCCCAUCAACAGGAUCAGGACCUACACCAUCAAGGAGGGCUCCAUGAGGGCCGUGAUUUUUAUUACCAGACGUGGCCUGAAAGUAUGCGCUAAUCCAGAAGACGWGUGGGUGAAGUCAGCGGUCAAAAGCGUGGACAGCAGGUCCACCACCAAAAGGAGCAAGCUCCAGAGCAGCCCCCCCAGGGCCCAGCCCACCACCACAGCCUGGACCCCGUCCAGGUAG
Urocitellus parryii (Arctic ground squirrel) is the source of this 342-nucleotide messenger RNA. RefSeq names its product lymphotactin-like. Gene Ontology annotation, biological process: cell chemotaxis; inflammatory response; positive regulation of cell migration. Lineage: Eukaryota; Metazoa; Chordata; Mammalia; Rodentia; Sciuridae. Gene Ontology annotation, cellular component: extracellular region. The record is from RefSeq and is a predicted model, not a curated record. Gene Ontology annotation, molecular function: chemokine activity; CCR chemokine receptor binding.